AUGGACAACUUCGGUUAUCGCGAGAUGGGGUGGCCGUCACCCUUGCAGACGCCUCCGACGCAAACGCCGCGGUCCCGCCUCACAAGCAGCACGCGCACCCGAGACCCAGAGGAAUUCCCACUCAGGGGCUCCUUUCGCCAUGUACGAAGCAUCGACUUACUCGAGUCCGCCAGUGAACCUGGAAAAGCUAAAGAAUAUCUCUUCGUCGGACCCUCCCCACCAGCCGAAGAUGCGCCCAAUAUGUACCACAGUUUUGACGUUAUGGCCCCUGAUCCAGAAGCCCGGUUGACAGAAGACAUGGUCCGGAGAGCUUUGUGUGAAAAAGCUUUAAGUUUAGGUGCGGGCAGAUUUUUUGAUGAUCUCGAAUGCGGAUUAAUUACAGCGGAUAAUAUAGAAGAACACAUUUCAUCCGCUCCUGAAGUGGUUGUGAGUUUAACAUUGUUAUGGGCAGCUUUUUUAGCCCGUGAUGAGUUAUUGCCUGGACUUCUUGAAGCAGGAGCUGAUGUGCACUACUCGGAUCCUAUAGGUUUGACUGCUCUGCAUAUAGCUUCGUUCAGUGGUGCGAGUAGAUCUGUAGCGUAUUUGAUAUCUGUUGGUACUGAUGUUGAUUAUGCUCCCAAGUACUUUGCCCCACUUCAUUGUGCUGCGUUUGGAAAUUCAUUAGAAGUAGCUGAAUACCUCAUCGCAAAUGGAGCUUCUUUACACGCAGUUGUACAGAGGGCUGGCUGCGAAGACAACCUCGUCCAUUGUGCAGUUCGUAACGAUUCAUUGGAAUGUAUGGAAUUAUUUAUAGAGAAAGGUGUUGAUCCCGCAUACAUAACAUCAGGAGGACUAAAUGCUUUACAUUUAGCUGCAGAACUCGGCGCAAGGAGAUGUCUUGCUUUCUUGUUAAAAGAAACAAAACUUAGUGUCAAUGGUGUAACAAAACAAAGGGAUAAAGAAUGCACUGCUUUGCAUUUGGCAGCGUCAAGAGGCUAUACAGAAUGUAUAGAACUGUUACUUUCUGAAGGUGCUAAAGCGAAUACAAAAAACUAUAGAGGAUUCACAGCUCUUCAUCUGGCAGCAAGGUGUUCAUCGACAGAAUGUGUUGAAGUUCUUUUACGCGAUGGUAACGCUGAUCCAAAUGCUGAAGAUUAUGAUAAAAGAACACCGUUACAUGCCGCUAUAUCUAAAUCAGAGCGUGCUUGUGAUAUUAUUGAAAUGCUCGUAAGUUGGGGUGCACAAGUAAAUAAAAAAGAUGAAUACGGAUAUUCCCCAAUACAUAUUGCUGCUAUAGAUGGACUGACAAACUGUGUGGAAACAUUAAUAUUUUUGGGAGCCGAUGUUACUUCAAAGUCAAAGAAAGGGCAUACAGCAUUGAGUGUAAUAGUAAGAAAAACACCUAAAUCCCUAGCUAUUCUACGACACAAUCUGGAUAAUGGUAUAUCCCUUAGUCGUUCCACAGAAGGGAAUGAAGAAGUACAAAUCGAGUUUGAUUUUGGAAAACUGUUAAAAUAUUCCUAUCCACGCGAGAUCACUUAUUUGAAUAGUUUGAUUGAUGAAGGCCAGAAGGACAUAUUACAACAUCCUUUAUGUUUAGCGUUUUUAUUCAUGAAGUGGCGAAAGAUAAGAAAGUUUUAUUUGGCGCGAUUAGUAUUCUGCUUUUUGUUUGUCGUAUUUUUAUCUAUAUACGUGCUAACGGCUGUUGUUAAAACAUGUGAUGGUAAAUAUGCGCAAAAGUAUGACGUACCGAACGAGCUGUGUCAGUCACAGUCGAUUCUUGGCGAUAUAUUAGAAGACAAUCCUAUCGAAUUGGAGAAAUGGGUGUUGCUAGCGAUCACAGUAUUCGAAAUAGUAAGAAAGCUGACUGGUAUUACGGGGUAUUCGAGCAUCUAUCAAUACUUUACGACAUUCGAAAACUUAUUGGAGUGGUUUGUUUUGCUGUCUGUAUUUUUACUUUACGAUAUCGAACGAGACUACGGUUGGCAGAAUCAUAUCGAAGGCUAUGCAGUGUUAGGAGCUUGGACGAACUUAAUGUUGAUGAUGGGUCAGCUACCGAUGUUUGGUGAUUACGUAGCUAUGUAUCAGAAAGUUUUAACAGAGUUCUUAAAAUUACUUUUGGCAUACAUUUGCCUACUACUCGGAUUCGCUAUAUGUUUUCUAGUGGUCUUUCCAAAUGAAGAAAUGUUUUCAAAUCCCUUGAUGGGAUUGAUCAGUACGCUAUCUAUGAUGGUUGGAGAAUUGAAUUUGAACAUUUUGAUAAACGACCCGCUUCGUGACGACCCACCUUUGAUUUUCGAACUUUCAUCUCAAAUUAUUUUCAUCCUAUUUUUGAUGUUUGUAACUAUCAUACUUAUGAAUUUACUCGUUGGUAUAGCGGUACACGAUAUCCAAGGAUUAAGAAAAACUGCGGGCUUAUCAAAGCUGGUUCGGCAAACAAAAUUGAUUCUAUUUGUAGAGAUGGGUAUGUUUAGCGCUUUAUUACCUAAAUGUCUGCACAAAUACAUAUACAGAACUGCGUUAGUUUCACCUGAAGCUGGUAAAGUCAUAUUAAGCGUGAAACCUUUGAAUCCACAUGAGAAAAGAUUACCAACAGAUAUUAUGAUGGCUGCGUACGAAUUGGCGCAGUUAAACAAGCUCAAAUCUGGUACAUCAGUUAAGGAGAUUCUGUACAAAAACAAGUACCAUUCAUCGAAAUUCAAGAACGAAGGUCAGACGGAUCACCAGUUCAACAUAGAGAUUCGGGGAAUGCAAGAGAAAAUCGACCAAACGACGUUCAACUUAAAGAAGAUCGAUCAGGAGAUGAGGCAUUUAAACACGCUAUUGAUGGAGCAGCAGCAUCUAUUGCAGAAUCUGUUUAAAAUGACCGACAGAUCGUAUCUACAUUCCGCACAAUUUUAUCCUGAAUCACCAGUUUUCUUUAGCAAUAAUUCUGAUGUAACAAAUUCAAUAACUAAAUGAUAAGUAGAAG
Messenger RNA from Colias croceus (clouded yellow), 2950 nucleotides. RefSeq names its product transient receptor potential channel pyrexia-like. Gene Ontology annotation, molecular function: protein binding; monoatomic ion channel activity. The record is from RefSeq and is a predicted model, not a curated record. Gene Ontology annotation, biological process: monoatomic ion transport; transmembrane transport. Bases 1 to 2940 code for a protein of 979 amino acids. Lineage: Eukaryota; Metazoa; Arthropoda; Insecta; Lepidoptera; Pieridae. The transcript has a single exon. Gene Ontology annotation, cellular component: membrane.